Molecule: messenger RNA, 1719 nt
Organism: Beauveria bassiana ARSEF 2860
Lineage: Eukaryota; Fungi; Ascomycota; Sordariomycetes; Hypocreales; Cordycipitaceae
Product: siderophore iron transporter mirB
Exons: 4
Coding region: 1-1719 (572 amino acids)
Biological process (GO): transmembrane transport
Molecular function (GO): transmembrane transporter activity
Source: RefSeq, a predicted model, not a curated record
AUGAGCGAAAUACACAGCAACAGGCCGCAGUCGCGAGACAGCAAGAAUCCAGUCGAGGAGCCCGAGAUUAGAAAGUUCCAGGAGCUGGUGUCGGACGACAAUCAGGAUGGCGUGCGCAUCGCCGAGGCUGUUGCCCUGUCGUGGAGCAAGACCUCAUUGACUGUGGUUUAUGUUUGCAUGUGGCUGUUGUAUUUUUGCAGAGCCAUGAUCGGCUCCCUCUCCGAGACUCUCACGCCCUUUGUCACCAGCGACUUUCAAAGUCACUCGCUCAUGCCCGUCAUUAAUGUCAUGACGAGCAUUCUCUCCGCCGCCACCUAUAUGCCGAUUGCCAAGAUUCUCAACAUCUGGGAUAGAACGUUUGGAUUUGCUGCCAUGAUGGUCCUAUCGACUUUGGGUCUGAUUCUCAUGGCAGCAAGCAAGAGCUUUGCUGUCUACACUGCUGCCAAUGUAUUUUACAAUGUUGGCUUCACUGGAAUGAUUUUUGCCGUCGACAUCAUGACGGCCGACUUUUCCUCGCUCAAGAUGCGUGCCUUUGCCUACGCCCUGACCUCGUCCUCGUACAUCAUCACCGCCUUUGGAGGCCCCAAAGCCGCCGAGACCAUUUACGAGAGCAACUGGCGAUGGGGCUUUGGCGCCUGGACCAUUGUCCUCCCCGUCGUGUCCGCGCCCAUGAUGUACAUGCUGCAGCGCGGAAAGCGCCUGGCCAAGGAGAAUGGCCUGCUUACCCGCGAAAGCAGCAAUCGGACCCGGGCAGAAGGCUUCAAGUACCAUUUUAUCGAGUUUGACGUCAUUGGUGUCUUCUUACUCAGCGCCGGAUUCGUCCUCUUCUUGCUGCCCUUUACCAUUGCUGCCGAUUCCGAGGACCAGUGGCGCUCCGCCUACAUUAUUGCGAUGCUCGUGCUCGGAGUCGUUCUCAUCGCUGUAUUUGCGUUGUGGGAGCGCUUUGGUGCGAGUGUUCCCGUCGUCCCGUGGAAGCUCCUCAAGUCUCCCUGCGUCAUGGGUGCCUGUCUAAUUGCCGCCACGUACCAAAUCUCAUAUGCCUGUUGGAACAGCUACUUCACCUCUUACUUGCAGGUAGUCUACGACAUCUCCAAGUCGCGAGCUGGAUACAUCAAUAACAUCUUCAAUGUCGUCAGCGGCAUCGAGCUGUUCCUCGUCGGCAUCUUGAUUCGCUGGUCAGGUCGCUACAAAUGGGUGUUCAUGUGGGGUAUUCCUCUCUACAUCCUAGGAGUUGGCCUUUUGAUCUAUUUCCGUCAGCCAAACCACAGCCUUGGAUACAUUAUCAUGUGCCAAAUCUUCAUGUCGCUCGGUGGUGGGGUCAUCAUUGGCGGACAGCAGGUUUCGGUUGUGGCGACGGUGUCUCACGAUGAAGUUGCGUCGGCCAUGGCUGUGCUCUCACUAAUUGCAACUAUUGGCGGCGCCAUCGGCAACAGUAUCUCUGGUGGUAUAUGGACCAACACUCUGCCAGGCAAGCUUCAGCAGCUUCUCCCAGACUCCGUCAAGGACCAGUGGCGGGAUAUUUAUGACGACCUGGAUGUCCAGUUGAGCUAUCCCGUCGGCACGCCGGAGCGCACAGCUAUCAUGGAUGCCUACGCUGGCAGUCAAAAAUUCAUGCUGAUUGCAGGCACAUGUAUCAUGGGCUUGUCUCUCAUUUGGAUGAUGAUGCUCAAGAAUGUCAAUCUCAAAAAGAUAGACCAGGUCAAGGGGUUGGUACUUUAA